This is a messenger RNA of Symbiodinium sp. CCMP2456, 183 nucleotides long. Lineage: Eukaryota; Dinophyceae; Suessiales; Symbiodiniaceae. The record is from the annotation of a GenBank genome assembly.
GCGAGAAGUGCUGGCAAUGACGGAACUUUUGGCAUUGGUCUGGACAUGUUCGAUCUCGAUCUGGAGCAUGACAAGAAGCUGCCGCCGUGGAUCGCGAUCACAUGGAUUGGCGCAAAGGGGCUUAUCGACCUCUGGCAGGAGUGGUGCCAGUUCCGUGGAUUCUGCGAGAUCGGCAGAUACAAA